AUGCUAGGUCUCGUGGCUGACGGUAAACCCCUCGGCAAUGGGUCCGAUGAUCCACUGCACGACGAUGAGGACGAUCUCGACGAUCCGAACGUGGACUCACCGGGCCUGUCUGCGUCACCGCCACCGGCACCGCCACCACUGCCACCACCCGUACGGAACGGCUGUCAGCGGUGUCGGUUCUCGAUGGCUUCCGCCAGCUCAACGCUCAACCGUUCCCAUCCGCAUCUUGCCAGCGGUACGGGAACGCUGGGGUCCGGUUCGGUCGGAGGCGGUGGCACACUGCCACGCACACAUCGUGGUACCGCGAACGGGGGAACACUCGAGCGCAACCAUAUGGCUGCCAGCUCGAGCCAUCUGCAUACGGCGGGUGGUGUUACGGCAACGGUCGCAUCCGCCGGUACUGGGAACGGCACGUAUCCUGGAUACGAUCGAAAUCGGUUGCUAGAUGAGGAGGACUCGGCAUAUCCGGCACUGCUGGAACGUGAGCUCCACUCGCUGCAUCGCAAUGUUCCCGCCCUACGACGAGCCGGUGUCGAUACGACCGCAAUCCGACAGCACUUCUAUCCGGACGGUGGCUGGGGAUGGAUCGUGUGCGGAGUCGCAUUUUUGGCCCACGUCCUUACCACCGGGUUCCAGCUGUCGUACGGCUUGCUGCUGCUGUACGCGAUACGCCAUCUGGGUCACGAGGUGAAUACCGAAGCAGGUUGGCUCGGGCCUGCCAGCUGGGCCAUGUCGCUGUUUUCGGCAACGAUAGUGGUGGCGCUUUGCCGUCGAAAGUCCACCCGUUUGACGGCGGUACUCGGUGGGCUGGUGCUUGCGUUGGGCAUCCUGUUCACAUCGUUCGCUACCCAGCUGCAUCAGGUAGCAUUCAGCUAUGGCGUCAUCGUAGGCAUCGGGUCGGCCAUGGUACGGGAGUCGGCCGCCGUUAUGCUGGGCCAUUAUUUCAAACGGCGGAGACAAUUUGUCGAAAUGAUCACCAUGUCCGGUGAGGGUGUCGGUGUGGCGCUGUUUUCCGUCAUCCUUAAGGAAGGCGUUGGGAAGAUGGGUUGGCGCCUGGGGCUGCAAGCGGUCACAGGGCUCGUAUCGUUCAGCUUCUUCAUGGGACUGCUCUACCGGCCGGCAUCACUCUAUCAUCCCCAGCGGCGUGCGAUACUACACUUGAAAAACCAAAGGAAAAAGGUGAAGGAAAAGAAAACUCACGUCCGUACGCCGAAACCACCGUUCCUCGAUUUUACGCCCCUAAAAUCUUCCUCGGUGCGGAUGCUGUCAAUAUCGGCAUCAGUGGCCGCACUAGGCAUCUAUUCGCCCAUAUUUUUCCUGUCUCUGCACGGGUUUAGCGAAGGGUACGAUAUGCAGGACUUGGUGCUGCUGCAAACCUUUCUCGGACUGUCGAUAGCGUUAGGUAUAGUGUUUAGCGGAUCAUCGAUCAACAAGACGCUGGAAAUAUCCUUCCGGAAGGUUCAGAUAUCGCGUCAAUAUGUUUGUCAGGGCUGUGUUACGUUAGUGUCAGUAUCGUUGUUAGUAUUAUCAGCCGUUGCCGACUACCGGGGCCUAUGCUUCUCCGCGUGGGCAUACGGGCUCGGACUCGGCGGCUACCGUUACACCUUGAAGAUGCUUGCGAUCGAGCGCAUCCGGGGCAAGUACUUCUCCAAGGCGUGGGGUUUCAUCAAGGGAGCCGAAUCGCUGCCGGUGUUGUUCGGCGUGCCACUGUGCGCCUUUCUGAACGAUUCCUCGCACCGGUACGGUCGGGCGGGCUACUACAUAUGUGCCGCCAGUGCGGCCAUCUCGGCUAUUAUUCUGUUCUUUGUGGGAUACCCGGACGGGCGCAAUAUGAAGUACUCUACCAAUGGUUCCAUCACAUCGCGGUGCACCGCACCAACCUCAUCGAGCGACUGCCAGCACAUCCUAGACCGAAGCUUUUCCUCGCAGCGCUACAACAACCCACAGUGGUACGGCAACAACACGCACGCGACUAACCUUUCCAACGGUUGUCACGGAUCCGGUACGUACCCCGGUGGGACGGGCCUGCAGCGCUGUCUGUCCACGAGUCAAUUCAUGAACGGUGGGCUUAAUCUCUCCUCGGGCGGAAUUGGACCGAACGCGUCAGCGACCACGACAGCGGCCGGCGCUGGUGCACGUCUGCUCGGCAACAGUCAAUCGCUUGAUAAUCCGACUAGCGGACAGGCUGGUACCGGGUUCAGCUACCACAGCCCGUUCUGUGGCCAAUCCGCGGGCCAACCGCACGGUCGGCUGCACAAGAGCCUAUCGUUCGCGUUCCAGACACCGAUGUUCAGUGAUGAUCCGAUACAUCACACUUGCCAGCAGGCGUCCGGCUACGCGGCCGACUACCCACCACCGAGCCGCUGCUACUCCAGGUGUGAACUACACAAUCCAUCCCAGACCGCACCGAUCACCGUCCAUCGGGACACACUCAACCGGCAGCACAGUUUUCGCGCCUCGAGCCGUGGACAGACACCGCGACACACCGGUCAUGCGAGUGCCCGAGGUCAGCAACCGUCAACACCGCACCAUCAUCACCACCAGCAGUACCACAAUGGUCACCAGCAAUCGCAACCGCAGCAGCAACAGCAACACCAUCAACACCAUCACCCAUUGCCACCGUAUCCGGCGAAUGGGUUGCAGUACCACCCUUCCCGCAGUCGAAGCGUCCCCGAAGGGUUGGGCGGGGCGGGACGGGCUGGUGCGGGUGUGCCCCCGGGAACGGGGGGCGACUGUCACUGGAAUCACUGCCACUGGACCACCGCGAACGGAGUCAACUUCUGCCGUCCGAAUCGGCCGAUUCAGGUGGUGGAGCAGAUCACGACUUCCGUUUGA
Molecule: messenger RNA, 2835 nt
Organism: Anopheles marshallii
Lineage: Eukaryota; Metazoa; Arthropoda; Insecta; Diptera; Culicidae
Exons: 11
Coding region: 1-2835 (944 amino acids)
Biological process (GO): transmembrane transport
Molecular function (GO): monocarboxylic acid transmembrane transporter activity
Source: RefSeq, a predicted model, not a curated record